Messenger RNA from Cicer arietinum (chickpea), 935 nucleotides. Its product is annotated as glycine cleavage system H protein 2, mitochondrial. Lineage: Eukaryota; Viridiplantae; Streptophyta; Magnoliopsida; Fabales; Fabaceae. Gene Ontology annotation, cellular component: cytoplasm; mitochondrion; glycine cleavage complex. Gene Ontology annotation, biological process: glycine decarboxylation via glycine cleavage system; protein lipoylation. The record is from RefSeq and is a predicted model, not a curated record.
UCCAUCUAACACUAAAAAAUUUAAAAAGUUGAAAGAAAUAUAUUAUUAUUUUUCUUAACAAAAAUAAAACAUAUUCUAAGGAAAAAAAAAAAAAACAGAAGUUUGAGUCACCAACCCUGAAUAUAAGGACACAAAAUGAAAAAACCCUGAAUAUAAAAAGGCUAAUAAUCCAUUCAUUGUGCGUAGGUGGUGAACACAAGACGCACAGAGAGAAAGAAAUGGCUUGCAGACAGUUAUGGGCUUCAAGGGCUGCAUCGUACCUCAGGAUCUCUCUCUUUCAUAGAAGCUUUUCUAACGUUUUGAAAGAUCUGAAGUAUGCUGAUUCUCAUGAAUGGGUGAAAAUUGAUGGAAAUUCUGCAACCGUUGGCAUAACUGACCAUGCCCAAGAUCAUUUGGGGGAUGUUGUGUACGUUGAGUUGCCAGAAGUGGGAGCAGCGGUGACACAAGGAGGUGGUUUUGGUGCAGUUGAAAGUGUUAAGGCAACUAGUGACAUUAACUCUCCUGUUUCGGGAACAGUGGUUGAAGUUAACGAAGAGCUUAACAGCUCUCCUGCUCUGGUCAACUCAAGCCCCUAUGAAAAUGGAUGGAUAAUUAAAGUUAAACUGAGUGACAGUGGUGAACUUAACAAAUUGAUGGAUUCAGAACAGUAUACCAAGUUCUGUGAAGAAGAAGAUGCCAGUCAUUAAUUGUCUUGCUAAUAUCUUUCAGUACUCCUCCCCAUGGUGUAGAUGAUAUGUCAAUUGGGAAGCUCAGAAUUGCUGUUUUUUUGUUUUGUAUUGCCGUCCAUGUUUGACUGCUCUUUUUUAAUUUUGCACGAGCUUUCUGAUUCAGCGGAAUGAUAUUUCACUUUCUGCAAUGGAAAUGUGAGAUUGAUAACAUGGGAAUUUGAUAAUAAAAGAACCUUUAGUAGUUUCAUUGUUUUGAGACAGUUCCAA